AGCUAGCUAGGGGCUGAGGUAGAAACAGAAAGGGAAAGAUUGUGAGCUGAAGUCCUACGGUGACGGUGCAGUACACGGUUAUUAUUUCUUUUCCAAAUAGAUACUGUUUUUAGCUGUAGUAUCAAAAGAAGGACAUCAUCUUUACCCAGCAAACCAGUCAUUGACUGUUGUCUGAAGACGAUAUUGGACUCAUCAGGUUUUCAAGCCCUGCAACAAAAGACGAAAAGCCUGCUUCUAAGGGACUGGCUGUCCCGUUAGUCAGCUGAAGAUAAUAGCUGCCUAACGUGUUUAGAACGAUAUUUAGUUACAUCGGAUCGUGUGUCUUUCAGCUCAGACAGAAUGACGUCUAGGAAGAAAGUUCUACUCAAAGUGAUCAUCCUGGGAGACUCUGGAGUUGGGAAGACCUCUCUUAUGAAUCAGUAUGUGAAUAAGAAGUUUAGCAAUCAGUAUAAAGCAACAAUAGGAGCUGAUUUCUUGACAAAAGAGGUGAUGGUGGAUGACCGACUCGUCACAAUGCAGAUAUGGGAUACUGCAGGCCAGGAACGAUUCCAGUCCCUAGGAGUAGCAUUCUACCGCGGUGCAGACUGCUGCGUUUUGGUGUUCGAUGUGACCGCUCCAAACACUUUUAAGACCCUAGACAGCUGGAGAGAUGAGUUCCUGAUUCAGGCCAGCCCACGUGACCCAGAGAACUUCCCCUUUGUGGUGCUUGGCAACAAGAUAGACCUAGAGAACAGACAGGUGACUACUAAGCGAGCACAGGCAUGGUGCCAGAGCAAGAACAACAUCCCAUACUUUGAGACGAGCGCUAAGGAAGCCAUUAAUGUGGAACAAGCCUUCCAGACCAUAGCACGCAAUGCCCUUAAGCAGGAAACAGAGGUGGAGCUGUACAAUGAGUUCCCUGAGCCUAUCAAACUGGACAGAAACGAGCGGGCCAAGCCAUCAGCGGAGACAUGCAGCUGCUGAGAAUCCUGGAACCCUUGGUGGUGGGGGGGUCUGUUGUAGACCCCCCCACACCCUCUCUGGCCUUGUCUCUCCCCUCUGCCACCCCCACACAAUCUCUCUCUCUCCUUACCCU
Molecule: messenger RNA, 1075 nt
Organism: Alosa sapidissima (American shad)
Lineage: Eukaryota; Metazoa; Chordata; Actinopteri; Clupeiformes; Clupeidae
Gene: rab7a
Product: RAB7a, member RAS oncogene family
Exons: 6
Coding region: 340-963 (207 amino acids)
Biological process (GO): endosome to lysosome transport; phagosome-lysosome fusion
Cellular component (GO): phagocytic vesicle; lysosome; late endosome
Molecular function (GO): GTP binding; GTPase activity
Source: RefSeq, a predicted model, not a curated record